AUGGUAAAGCCAAAAAGAACUAUUGAUGCUUUUUUUAAAAAAAAUGAUGUACCUUCCGUGGCUUCUGCCUCUAAUGUUGAUGUUUCGGUUCAUGAUAACCAGUGUCCUCCAAAAUCUCCAAGAGUUGAACAUACAAAAGUUGAUCCUACCUUUUUAGAACGUGAUCCAGGAUUACGUCGUCAAAUAUGGGAUUAUCCUAUUGACAAACGUGACGAAGUUCGACGAGCUUACAUCAAAGCGAAAGCAUACCAAAUUCCGCUUUCAGAAUGUCCGCUUUCUAGAUCGGAAAAGCAUCCUCGUCGGUUUCAAUCAUCUUGGUUUAAAUUAUUCCCUUCCUGGUUAGAGUAUUCUCCUUCAAAGGAUGCUGCAUUUUGCUUACCUUGCUUUCUUUUUGGAGCGAAACCAACGGGGCGUCCCGGAACCAAUGCAUUCACUAAUGAAGGAUUUCGAAGUUGGAAGAAAGUUAAUGAUGGUAAUAAGUGUGCUUUCUUAAAUCAUAUGGGAGGAAGUCCAUGUUCUGCUCAUAACAUUGCUGAGAGAGCAUCUUGUGCUUUUAGAGGGCAUGAUGAAUCCCUUCAAUCAAGUAAUCGAGGCAAUUUCAUUGAAAUGGUAAAGGCUUUUGCGUCAUAUAAUGAUGAUGUCGCUAAAAUUGUUCUUGAAAAUGCUCCAAAGAAUGCCAAGUAUACCUCACCACAAAUUCAAAAGGAGAUUUUGCAUAUUCUUUCUACAAAAGUGAGAAAUAAGAUUCGUGAAGAUAUCGGCGAUGCCAAGUUUUGUAUUCUUGUUGAUGAAGCUCGUAAUGAAUCUAAAAAAGAGCAAAUGGCUCUCAUUUUAAGAUACGUUGAUAAGGAUGGUUUUUUACAAGAACGUUUCUUUGAUCUUGUGCAUGUCAAAGAUACAACUUCAUUGAAUUUAAAAAAGGAUCUUUGUGCGGUUCUUUCUCAUUACAAUCUUGAUGUUCACAAUCUCCGAGGUCAAGGUUAUGAUGGUGCUAGCAAUAUGCGUGGUGAAUGGAAUGGUUUGCAAGCAUUAUUUCUUAAUGAUUGUCCUUAUGCAUAUUAUGUGCAUUGCUUAGCUCACCGACUACAACUAGCAUUAGUUGCCGCAUCUAGAGAAGUAAUUGUCGUCCAUCAAUUCUUUUCAAAUUUGAACUUCAUUAUCAAUAGUAUCGGAGCUUCUUGUAAACGAACUGAUGAAUUACAUUCUGCUCAAGUUAUGGAAAUUGCCCAUUUGAUAGAUCUUGAUGAACUUGAAACCGGCGGAGGAGCUAAUCAGAUUGGUACCUUGCAACAACCUGGAGAUACUCGUUGGAGCUCCCAUUUUGAAUCUGUUUGUAGUUUGAUAAGGUUAUUUGGUCCAACAUGUUCAGUUCUUGAAAACAUCAUUGAAGAUGGAAGUAAUUACAAGAGCCGAGGAGAUGCUGAUACUGCUUUUAAUACUCUUAGAUCAUUUCAGUUUGUGUUUAUUUUGCAUUUGAUAAAAGAUAUCAUGGGAAUAACUAAUAUCCUUUGUCAAGCUUUGCAACAAAAAUCUCAAGACAUCGUAAAUGCUAUGCAAUUGGUUUUGAGUAAAAAACAAAUCAUUCUGAAAUUGAGAGAAAGUGGUUGGAACAACUUACUUGAUAUUGUUAAAUCAUUUUGUGAGCGCCACAAAAUUGAUGUGCUUGAUUUGAGUGUUCCUUAUACCAAAAAAAUUAAGGGCCAUUCACAUCACCCACAAGAGAAUAUUACACUUGAGCACCACUAUCGGAUUGAUAUAUUUUAUGGCACAAUUGAUUCGCAAUUGCAGGAGUUGAAUAACAGGUUUAGUGAAAAAGCAAUGAAACUUGUUACUCUCAGCUCAGCUUUGGAUCCUAGAGAUGGUUAUAAGUUGUUUAACGUUGAAGACAUUUGCACGCUUGUAGAUGAAUUUUAUCCUCAAGAUUUCACAGACCAAGAGAGGAUUAGUUUGACAUUCCAAUUGCAACAUUAUAAGGUUGAAGUGCUUGCUCAUUCACAUUUGAAAAAUAUGUCGACAAUUUCUGAGCUAUGCAGAAGAUUAGUGGAAACAGAGAAGUCAAAAAUCUACUUUUUGAUUGACAGGUUGAUUCGUCUUGUCUGGACUCUUCCCGUUUCCACGGCAACUACAGAAAAGGCAUUUUCAACUAUGAAACUUGUCAAAACACAACUACGCAAUAGGACGGAGGAUGAGUUUCUUGCAGAUUACUUGAGCGUCAGUAUUGAAAAAGAAAUUGCUCAGACUUUUAGUACAGAUUCAAUUAUAGAUGAAUUUUCUUCUCUAAAAGAUCGUCAGCUUUUGUAG
Messenger RNA from Cornus florida, 2301 nucleotides. RefSeq lists its product as uncharacterized. Lineage: Eukaryota; Viridiplantae; Streptophyta; Magnoliopsida; Cornales; Cornaceae. The record is from RefSeq and is a predicted model, not a curated record. Bases 1 to 2301 code for a protein of 766 amino acids. The transcript is spliced from 2 exons. Gene Ontology annotation, molecular function: protein dimerization activity.